AUGUCCGAGGAAAUUAGUGACGACUUUAUACGAUCAUGGAUAGAGAACAAAAUUUGUUUAUCGAAAUAUAGCUUUGAUAGUAUCUGGAACGAUGAUUAUAAUAAAAUAGUUCACAAUUGGAUUUUCAAUGCUAGCUCUAAAAUAUUAUAUAUUUAUAUACCAGAUUGUGAUCCCAUAAAGCUAAGCUUCUCUUUUGACGUACCUAAAGAAAUAAUAGAUGAGUCAAUUAAUGAGUACAUAAUAUUUCUAAAGCUCAAUACUAAAAAAAUAACAUAUGAUAAUAUUGAUAAUGUAAUUUUGUAUAAUAAAGUAAAAUGCAAUAUAAAAGAAAAUAUUUUAAAUUUAAUGGAUAGAGUAUUUAUCCCAUUACUAGACAUGAAAAAUAAAUCUUCAAUAAUCAUACAAAAUGAUUUUAAUAUGACCACUAUAGAAUUUAUGGCAUAUAUAACACAGUUAUUUGCCAAAAAUAAACUAAUUUACUAUCCAAAAAUCGAAGCGGAUGAUAUCCAAAAUUCUGGAGCCGAUAAAAGUUAUGUUCAGAUAUUCGAAAGGUUGUUGAACCAUUGGAUAAACGACAUCCAAAAAAUAUUUAAAAAUGUAAAAUAUUUAACAUAA
Messenger RNA from Plasmodium vinckei vinckei, 615 nucleotides. Its product is annotated as dynein beta chain, putative. The transcript has a single exon. NCBI's taxonomy places the organism in Eukaryota, Apicomplexa, Aconoidasida, Haemosporida, Plasmodiidae. The record is from RefSeq and is a predicted model, not a curated record. Bases 1 to 615 code for a protein of 204 amino acids.